Molecule: messenger RNA, 2241 nt
Organism: Anas platyrhynchos (mallard)
Lineage: Eukaryota; Metazoa; Chordata; Aves; Anseriformes; Anatidae
Gene: LRRC63
Product: leucine rich repeat containing 63
Cellular component (GO): cytoplasm
Molecular function (GO): protein binding
Source: RefSeq, a predicted model, not a curated record
AACGUGGGGUGUUUCUCUAAUUUCCUGUGCCUCCUUUUCCUCAGAGAUGAGAAGCUCUGAUUGCUUCACCUCCUGUGACAGAGUCAUCUGUCAGGAUCAGAGGCAAAGCAGAAAAUGGAUGAACAGCCGAAACUACUUCGUAGACCUCUGCCUCCUAAGCUGCCAUCUAAGCUAUCUACACCAAGGGAGAAGGUUGGUAAAGGCAAGGUUUCUGGACGAUAUCUAAGUAGAGUGAUGAAGAGUACAAAUGAUGAAACUAGAAAAGCAGUGUCUGGAGGUCAUGUCAGUGCUCAAGGGCAAGUCAAGCAGAAGGAUGCUUCCCUCAGCCAUGGUCAGAUGUCCCAAAGUCUGCUGCAAAUCCAGCACAAAGAUACGUUUCUGUCUAUUCAUCAGAUUUGCCACGAUCAAACACAAGUCCAACUCAAAGACCUCCUUCAGGCUCAGUUCCUACCUGGCAGUACCCAACCCCCGUCUGAACUCGUUUCUUCUUGCCCAAUGCAUUUCCAACACAGACGUGUAGGUCAGCUUAAGCAAGAUAGUAACCAUGGGCAAAUAGAGAUCCAGCCCAAAGCUACAGGAUUGCAUGACCAAAGGAAAUUCCGUGACCAAUAUGAAAUUAUUCCUGUCUACGCAAGCAGCCAAAUGCCAAACCAGAGUGAACAGGAAAACGUCCUUUCUGUCCAAACUCCUAGGAGCAAUUUUAUUGCUAUUAAAAAUCUCAGUUUGCCUGAUAACUUUGCCUUUUGCAAAAAUCAUAAAUCCUCUUGUGUGAAGCACCAAGAAUUUCAGAGCACUGUCCCCGACCAUUUCACUCCUCCUGUAUUUACACAGGAAAGUCUAGCUGCAGGUUCAUCCUUUCACCAUCUGCCUUUGAUGACAACGCUCAAAAAGCCACUUGUUUCCCACUACAACUGUGAAGUCCUCAGUAGCAAAUUAAUGACUGAAAACAGGAGCCUGCAGACUGAAGUUAACACAGUGAUGUUGUCUGAUAUCGAUUUACCAGUAGUUGAAACAAGAAAGCCAGAGCAACAGAAAAUCCUAGAAAUCACCUCACACGAGAAAAUUAGAAAAUCUGGUUCACCAGAGCAACUUUUGCAAGAACAAAAGAAAGAAAAAGCAUAUAUUAUACACUAUGUAAGGCUAACUGAACCUGGAAGAGAAGAAGGACCCUUUACAGACUCUAAUGAUGCCCCUGACGGCAAUAGUGUGGACGAUGCUUGGGAAACCAGUUUCCACUUUAUAGCAAGCAAGCAAGAUGAAGAGGAAAAACUGAUGUUCAGAUCCCAAGUGAAAGUAUGGCAUUGCUCCUUGCAUCGGAAGACUGCUCUCAGCCUGCAGGCCUACUUUUUGUUUCACCUUCCAGACCUGACCCCUUUAAUGGACACCUUGGUCUGCCUUAACCUGUCAUUCAAUAAUUUACUCUUCUUUCCUGUGGAGGUGUUUAAUAUUAAAUCUUUACAAGUGCUUGUGCUCCGCAACAACCCCAUCAGAAAAAUCCCAAAUGACAUUCAACGACUGAAGUCACUCAAGAAAUUUACAAUUUCCUUCAAUUUACUAUCAGAUCUUCCAUCUGGUUUGUUUCUAUUAGAAAAUCUCCAGAAUCUGGACAUUGCCUAUAAUGGUAUUAGAGUUAUUCCUAAUGACAUCAAGAACUUAAGGAAGCUCGAGUGUUUGAACACUGAAGGGAACCAGCUCUCUGCUUUGCCAUCUGGGGUUUUGAAUCUUCCACUAAAAUACCUCAGAAUAGAGAAUAACUUCAUACACCCCUUGUUAUGGAAUGAGAAGGUGCAGAACCAACCUCAGAAGCUCACUCAUCUGGCUGCCCUUUGCUUCUCCAGAAAUAACCUAAAGGAAAGAUACACAGACAUCACAGAAGAUAUUGAAAAAAUAUUGGAUGAUUUUACUGUCUGUGACUGCUGCAGUGGACCUCGCUAUGGUGAAGGACUUCGGCUCAUCCAAAUUUACAGGAAUGUAUUUAAAUUCGGAAGGCUUCCCUUUUACUUUUAUGCUUGCUCAUCAUCGUGCCUGAGAAACUUUGUGUCUCAGACCGGGGCUUGACAACGGUACUUUGCGAAAAGCGAUCUGGAUUACAGCAGAGAAACUAUGAAUGGGACAAAAUAGUUCAGAAAUGUCUGAUCUCAUGUUGUGUUAUUCUGUUGGACAGCCUGGCACUCUGCUGGAGUGCUGGAUCACUUGCUGUGUACCAUCAGCAUGUCUUUCUUAAAGUGCUUUCAGCGCUGA